Molecule: messenger RNA, 2892 nt
Organism: Pseudogymnoascus destructans
Lineage: Eukaryota; Fungi; Ascomycota; Leotiomycetes; Thelebolales; Thelebolaceae
Exons: 2
Coding region: 156-1886 (576 amino acids)
Biological process (GO): nuclear-transcribed mRNA catabolic process, nonsense-mediated decay; positive regulation of translation
Cellular component (GO): nucleolus; cytoplasm
Molecular function (GO): mRNA binding
Source: RefSeq, a predicted model, not a curated record
GUCGACGUACCGCAAUCACCACCCCACCACAGCAAAAUUGGGUGGAGUUACUGAUUGUGGUGCUGCACAGACCAGCGGCGAUAACACAAGGUUCUUGGGACGAAAUCCGCAACACUGAACAGUUCCAAUUAGUGUACGCACUCAAACACUUGAAGAUGACUUCUCGGGCUCAGGCAAACGGCGUAUUGCCGAUACCGGCUUCGCAGACUGCACCAAAAAUGUCGAAAGCCUCACAGAACAGGGCAGGCCCUUCGUUGAAAGUUGUCGUUCGACGACUUGCGCCUGCCCUCACGGAGACAGAGUUCAUGAAGAUAAUCGGCGAUGAAUGGAAGGUUGGAGCAGGGAGAGUAGAUUGGUUCUCUUACAAGCCUGGGAAGGUUUCAACAGACCCCUCCAAAGCGUCUCGUCCGUCCCGUGCCUAUCUGCAUCUCAUCAACGAGCCAUACCUGACCCAACUGUCUAAUCACGUCCGCCAACUCACCUUUGAAGACGCGGCCAAGACUUUCACAAACCCAUGCCUCCUUGGCCCCGCCUCCCUCGAAUACACAUCCUACGCCCGCAUCCCAAGUGGAAAACGCCGCACCGAUGCACGUCAAGGCACGAUCGACCUCGAUCCAGAAUUCAUGGACUUUCUGGAGAGUCUGGCCAACCCAAAAUCUACCAAGGGAGAGGAUACCGAACCAUCUACGAAAGGAGAGAAAGUAACUACAACUCCAUUGGUACAAUAUCUCAAAGAUAAGAAGGCAAACAAAAGCAAAGAAGCAGCCGCCGCCAAAGCCGCAAAACAGAGCCGUUUGGAAUCCCAGGCUGCCUCUGCGUCCGGCAAAUCAAAAUCAAAAGAGGGUGCCGCCGACGAACCUCACAAGAAGACCCCCAAAGAUGGGAAGAGGGAGAGGCUCGUUGAGAAGGCCGCCCGGGAGGCAGUCAGAGUCCUCAACAGGGAAGCAUCAAAGGCCACAGGAGCGCAAGCACAGCCAGGCAACGCAGCGCCCACCGAGGCACCGAAGAACCCCCGUGCGGCGACCCGCGAAAGAGGAAGCAUCGCCGCAGCAGCACGGAUAUUACAGCGCGACCUCGGCCUGAGCCCAGUGAACGCGCAUCGCCGCGCCAAAGUAGAAGCCGGAGCUGCCGCGAAGAGCGAAGCAGCAGCCGCGUCCGCACCACAAGGGCCGAAAGCCGGACCAUCAAACGCAGGCGGCGGAGGCAAGGGUAAAGGGCGAGUGGAGAACAACAAGGCGAAGGAGCCCACUCCAGCAAUCACACUAUUGAAGAAGCCAGUCGAGCCCGCAGCUGCAGCACCACCAGCUUCUUCAGCUUCACCAAAACCAGCAGCUGGUACAUCCGCACCCCCCUCAACAUCUCGCCAGACAGCCUCAGCAUCGCAACCCAACCCCCCCAGCGCCCCCUCAGGCCGCAAACCAGCGCCCCCCCCCGUCCCCACCGCAGGCGCCACCCGCGCCUUCGUCAAGCACGCCAACCCCUCGCAAGGCGUCACAGAGCCGCUCCUCCGCGAAGCCAUGACCGUCUUCGGCGCGGUGACGAACGUCGAGAUCGAUAAGCGGAAGGGCUUCGCGUAUGUGGAUUUCGCGGAUACGGAGGGGUUGCGUAAGGCGGUUGCGGCGAACCCGACGAAGAUCGCGCAGGGGACGGUGGUGGUGCUCGAGAGGAAGGAUACGAAGCCUGCGAGGGAGGCGCCGGCGGUGGGGGCGAGGGGUGGGUUUGGUGGUGGUGGUGGGAGGGGUGGGAGGAGUGUGAGGAGGGGGAGGGGAGGGAGGGGGGCGGGUGGUGGUGGAGGAGGAGGGGGUGGAGCAGCGGCGGAGAGGUCGGCUGGGGCGAGUGCGUCGGCUGCACCUGCGGCUCCUACGGGACCGGCAGCGGCGAAGUGAUAUUCUGGACUGGCCGUGUUGGGUUGAGCUGGCGGGACUGUGAGACACAUCGUAGUCAUUGAUGUCUCGGCGAAGCUCAGCGAAGCUCUGCGACGCUUGUUAAUAAUGAUAGAACUACACGAAGAAUAUAAUAGCUAUUCCUCAUUGAAGUAUGAAGUUCUUCACGGCAUGGGACUCAAUUAAUAAGCUUACAGUUUCGACCCAGGGUCGCUCCGAUAUAAUACCUCUGCUACACUUACUGAUUUCUAGCUUCCGAUCGUAUUCCUAUAUAAAGCUUCCACUACCACCCCAACCAGUUCUCACGCCAUCCACCAACCUUUUUCUUCUCCGUAGACACAGUCCUGGACCAACAUAUAGCGAGGGAUUGAGGAGACCAGGAGUUGGUUGUUGGGUUGGGAGUAGCUCGCAUUACGAGGAGUCCAGUUGCUGUCGCUUCACAUUCUCACCACCGUGUACUUCCUGUCACCGCAGAAUUCCUGAUGUUGCUUGUUCCCUCUACCGCUCGUUGUUGUUGCCGUUGUCAUUACUGUUGUCAUUGCCACGCAUAACUCAACGAUAGGACCUCCAUAUGAUGAAACAAAACACCCGUAAGAAAACCCACAGCACGCAGCUCUAUUCGGUGUUUUUUGAGCUCACCGAGGCAUUGUCCCCUUGGUACAGCUACCAGCAGCACAUGAGAGACUCGAUAAGUUGGCUUUACAUGGUAGAAAAUCGUCUCCUGUGUAAAAUUUACCAUUACGAAGGCUUCUGAGACUUUUAAAAUAGAGGUUGAACAAACAAGCAUGACCCUGAAAGAUAGCAAUAAACCAUCACAUACAGAGUCAAAUCAUGUCCAUUCAUUCUUCAUCUGACAACCCUCAACCUAGCUAACUCCUCUCUCCAAUCAUUCUGAUCAUAACGCAUCCACAUCCGUCAUCUCAUCCCCUCCGCCACCCCCCCUUCCCGUCCACCCAGCUUUUUAUCCCGCCUAUCUACUCGGACAAGCCACCCCUCCAACCACCCACCG